Messenger RNA from Thermothelomyces thermophilus ATCC 42464, 5943 nucleotides. RefSeq lists its product as uncharacterized. Lineage: Eukaryota; Fungi; Ascomycota; Sordariomycetes; Sordariales; Chaetomiaceae. Gene Ontology annotation, cellular component: nucleus; nuclear RNA-directed RNA polymerase complex. The record is from RefSeq and is a predicted model, not a curated record. Bases 1 to 5943 code for a protein of 1980 amino acids. Gene Ontology annotation, biological process: regulatory ncRNA-mediated heterochromatin formation. Gene Ontology annotation, molecular function: helicase activity; zinc ion binding. The transcript has 5 exons.
AUGCUUCGUCGUCGAGGAGGCUGGAGUGGUUCUGGCACCAACCGAGGAGGAGGAUCUCGACCGGGUGGUCGUGGAGGCUUCGCUCCUCGGCCCACGAAAGUGUGCCAGCAUUUCCUUCGGGGAAGAUGCAACUACGGUGCCUCGUGCAAAUACUCUCAUGAUCACGAGCAUGUUAAGCGUGCGCGUGAAGAAGAGGCUUCAACACCCAGCGAAACCCACCAGGCCCGCGAGGACUACUUCGACUUCAAACGCCAGGUCCGUCGGCGAGGUUUGUUCAUCUCCCCGGCAUAUUCCAAUAUGUGGAUGGAAGUUGCGGAGACCUGGAAUCUCGCACUCAAGAUUCUAGAGUCCCCGAACAGAGAGUGGCAUCAAUCCGUUGCCAGAGAUUUGGCGGAUGACGAGGUCGGCGGCCCUGACUUCAUCCAGCGAACUAUCGAGCUGUGCACCACCACUCUGGGGGACGGCAACUGUCUCAAGCUUGCUCGCGCCUUUCUCAAAGUUAUAACGCAUCAGUCGAUGCUCCGUUCUCUGUCCAUCGACAGCUUCCUCGGCACCAUCUACCGCAUGGUCGCGGGAAGCAAUGGCAACCGGGGCAUUGUCUUCUUCUCCGAUCUGAACCGCCGCCUCUCCCGAAGUUCGGAGUCCCCGAGAAGCUUUCUCGCUCUCGUCGUUCUCUCGCUCUACGAGCUGUUCCGCCGAGAGCGCAAGGGCCUCCUCAACGAUGCCUUAUAUUCUCUCCUGGAUGCUCUCCGGGAGAAAGCAGCCCGGCUCGCAAGCUUGGCCGAGGAAGCCGGACCGGAUUCGGUCGACCUUGACGCAGUGGGAAUGCAAAUAGACAUAAUCAGAAGGAUGAUGGAUGGUGCACGUGGCGGCCUGUCCGAAGGCGAGACUGCCCAAGCCAUCAAUACCGUCGGAAAUACCGGAGCCAUCGGCAUCCGAUCAACUUUCCCCUCUGAGGUGGUUGUUCCCGGGGGCAAGCAUGACAACGACUUCGCCGACAUUACCAAGAUCCAGAUCUUCCCAACCCUAGGAGAAAUUACGUGUGAUGUUUCGGAGUACCUGCCUACCACCGACUUCACCCAGCCGCAUUUUCUUCGCGACCCCGUCCGGCGCCACAUCGAUUCGGCCUUCCGCCUUCUGCGACAUGACAUCUUUGGACCUCUCAAACAGGUCAUCGGCGCCCUCUUGGCACAGCGCAAUGCUGCCGACGCCGUAUCCUCAAAUCGGUUCAUUACCGGGAACAUCAAAGCCCACAUAUACUCUGGGGCUGGCCUCCAGCACGUCCUCGUCGAUAAGCGUGACGGGUUUGAGGCCAUUGCCUCUUUUACAACGCCCCCACAGGUGCGCAAGUUGACCUUGCCGGACCAGCAACGCUGGUGGCAAGCAUCGUCUCGCCUGGAGCCCGGCGGCCUGGUAUGCUUUGUCUCGGCUCGCGGGAAUGAAAAAUCGUUCUUGAUGUUCGUGGUGACCGAAAAGAACACCGGCGAGAUCAAGGAAGGGCGGAACAAGAGUACACUUGUUUCGGACCGCUUCAAACCUGCCGUCAAGGUGAAACUGGCAUCUGAAACCCGCAAGAACCUGGCGGUGCUCAACAGAAUGUACGUCGACAGAGAAGAGGGAUUGCUGGUUGAGCUCCCCGGUCUCAUUCCCGACACCUUUGUACCCAUUCUCGGGAACUUGCAGCGGAUGGUGAAAGACGGAGACCUUGCUUUUCGACAAUGGAUCCUUCCUUCUUCGAUUGACAACGCGGACGACCAACCGUCUGCUCGGAUACCGCCACCAGCAUAUGCUCGCAAGCCGGGGUUUAAGUUCCGGCUGAGGACCAUUACUCGGGACGGGCAGCCCACGCUAAGCGUCAACCCGGCGGAGUGUACUGGUGACAUUGCCACCCCAGAGACUCUCGAGGCUGCAACGGGCCUUGAUCCAGGCCAAUCUGCUAGUCUAAUCGCAGCCUUGACACGCGAAUAUGCCCUCAUUCAGGGGCCGCCCGGGACCGGCAAAUCCUACGUCGGCGUGCAGUUGGUCAGGGUCUUGUUGGACCACAAGCACGAAGCCAACCUGGGCCCAAUCCUGGUCAUUUGUUACACAAACCACGCGUUGGACCAAUUUCUCAAACAUCUUCUCGACGUCGGUGUCGACAAGAUCAUCCGCAUCGGAGGCCAGAGCCGCGCCGAGGAGCUCGAGGGCAAGAAUCUAAGGGUCGUAAGUCAGGAGACGUCGAGGACGCAGGUCGAGCAGCGGAUCCUUGGGAAGAGCUACUCGGAAGCUGAGGCGUCUCUUGAAAAGGCCGGGCAUCACCUGAAACGAGUGCACCAAGCCCGGAGAAACAAGCCCGGAUGGAGAAUGCUUGAGCCGUUUCUGUCGCGACGCUACCCGAGAAUCGCAAGACAGUUCGGCUCUCAGUGGCUUGACGAGGACGGAUUCGAGUUGGCCGACGGUCGCGAUCCGCGUUGGGCGCUCGCCGGGAGCUGGAUAAGCGAGUUGACCGAGCUGCAGAGCGAUCGUGUCUUUGAAAUGGUUAGCGCAGCGAGACACCACCGAGAGGCAAUCCAAAGAGUUCACGACGACGUGAGCUGUCGAACGCUUCUCCGGGCUGACGUCGUGGGCGUCACGACAACCGGCCUGGCACGCAACAUCAACAUGCUCUGCCGGCUGGGCGUCAAGGUCAUCAUCUGCGAGGAAGCGGCCGAGGUGAUGGAGCCACACCUCAUCUCCGCCCUCAUGCCCGGGGUGGAGCACUUCAUUCAGAUAGGAGAUCACAGGCAGCUCCGGCCGCAGAUCCAGAAUUAUCUCCAAUUCAGUAUGGAGACGGCCGUAGGACGCGCUUAUCAGCUCGACCGCAGCCAGUUCGAGCGCCGCGCGGUGGGAGAGCCCGGCCUGCGGGCGUUGCCUGUGGCACAGCUCAAGGUGCAACGGCGUAUGCGGCCAGAGAUUUCUCGGCUCAUCAGGAGGGUAUAUCCCGACCUUGUUGACCAUGAUUGCGUCAAAAACCUGCCGUCCGUCGUGGGCAUGCGGGACAACCUCUUCUGGCUGGACCAUGACCACCCGGAAGACGGCAAGGACGACGGGGCGCGAGCAAAAUCGCACAGCAAUGCCUGGGAAGUGUCGAUGGCGAAGGCCCUGAUCCAGCACCUGGUGCGCCAGGGCGAGUACAAAAGUACGGAUAUUGCUCUGCUGACACCUUAUACCGGGCAGCUUCAGAAGCUCCGUGCCAGCCUCGGCAGCGACUUCGAGGUCUUUCUCAGCGACCGCGACCUCGAAACGCUGGCAAAGGAGGGUUUUGAAGAAACGCCAGAAGAGGAACCGGGGACGGAAAACACGGGGCUUGGGCUCAGGAAAGCGGUCGAGAAGAAGAGAUUGCUCCAAACGAUCCGCUUAGCGACCGUCGACAACUUCCAGGGGGAAGAAGCCAAAGUCGUCGUCGUCUCGCUCGUCCGCAGCAACAGCAACGCCAAGGUCGGUUUCCUCCGCACCGAAAACCGGAUCAACGUGCUUCUCAGCCGGGCUCAACACGGCAUGUACCUCAUCGGCAACGCGAAGACCUACGAGAACGUCCCCAUGUGGGCAGAUGUUCUUCAGCAGCUCAGAGCAGGGAAUGCCGUCGGCGCGUCCAUCGCCUUGUGCUGCCCCCGGCACCCGGACACCCAACUCCUGUGCUCCGAACCGAAAGAUUUCACCAUCAAGAGCCCCGAGGGCGGCUGUUCCCUCCCUUGCGACAAACGACUCGAGCCCUGCGGCCAUAGGUGCCCGGCGCCGUGUCACUCCCAGAGGCUCCACGAUGCCUUCGACUGCCUCGAGCCAUGCCCACGGCUGCGCUCGACCUGCCAGCACCCCUGUCCCAAGCUGUGCGGUCAGGAGUGCGGGCCCUGCAAUGUCAAAGUAGACGGCGUCAAGCUUCCCUGCGGCCAUGUCCGUGACAAGGUCCUGUGCCACCAAACAUUGGAUCUCAAGUCCAUCAGGUGCUCUCAACCGGUGGUGAAGGAAGUGCCCGGAUGUGGGCACUCGGUGCCUGUUCCUUGCUACAGGGAUGUCGAGUCGGAAAUGUUUAGAUGCCCGACAGAGUGCAUCGGCAAGCUGGAGUGUGGUCAUCGGUGUCCGGGAACCUGCCGGAGUUGCCGGACACUACUAGAUGGCCCGGGUGGUGGUGUUGUUGUGUUUCGCCACCAGCAGUGCAAUAAGCGGUGUGAUCGGCCGUAUGGGACAUGCAAUCACCGGUGUUCAAAGACCUGUCAUCAAGGGGAGAGUUGCGGCACCUGCCCUGAAAGAUGUGAGGUCCGAUGCCCACACUCACGGUGCCAUCAAGAAUGCCGAGAGCCUUGCACUCCGUGUAUCGAAAAGUGCGCCUGGAGAUGUGAGCACAGGGGCUCUUGCUCAUUGCCUUGCGCGGCACCUUGCAAUCGUCUGCCCUGCGAAAAAAGAUGCGACAAGACGCUACAGUGCGGCCACCGAUGUCCUAGCUUCUGUGGUGAGGAAUGCCCACAGCAACUUUGUCAGAUUUGCUGCACCAAACGGGAUGCUCGUGUGGACGUCAUGGAGUUCAAGAUGUACCACGAAAUCGACCUAGACGAGACUCCCAUCGUAGUCCUCGGAUGCGGCCACUUUUUCACAGGCGAGACACUCGACGGCUUGGUGGGCAUGAAAAAUGUCUACACGACCGACAAUCUCGGGAAUUACAACGGCCUUCGGGAGCUCUCCGGGGAGCUCAUGUCGAUACCAACCUGUCCGGAUUGCAGGGUUCCGAUCCGUCAGUUCGCCACAAGACGCUAUAACCGCGUCGUCAACAAGGCGGUCCUGGACGAGACCUCCAAGCGGUUCCUUGUUGGCGGCCGCGAGAAGCUCGCGGAAUUGGAGAAAAAAACAGCGCUAGUUGAGAAGAAACUGUCGGAUUCCACCAGUGACACGAUGUACUCGCCAGAUGUGUCCCUCGGAAAGAAGAUUUCAGAGCGGUACAAACCCGCCAUCCAGCUGGAAAAAGAAUCAGCCGCCCUGCGGAAGAGCAUGGAGGCGGAACACCAACCAACAAAGAAGCUAUUCGAUGCCGUUCUAACAUUCCAGCGCCUGCAGCGGGAACGAUCCCUCGAGGAAAAGCUCCGAGAUCUCACACUUUCCGAGCCUCAGAUCGCUACUCCCGAACUGGUCGUCUACGACCGACAAAUCACGCUCAAGGCCCAUCGCCUACAGUUGCGCCUCCAAGAGGCGAUGCUUCGCGACACCUUCAUCCUCCUCUCCAGGCUCAAGAACAGCGCCAUCCUUGCUAACAUCCCUGUUCAGCAUCCCGACAAGCGCUCGGCCGCCUUCCUGAAGCAGUGCAGAGUCCUCAUAGACAGCGCCACGAGCGCUAAACUCCCACGCCUGGUGAUUGAAACCAUCCUCUCCUACGCGCGCGUCGCGGAGCUCGAUGGAUGGUAUCGUCGUGCCUUCAUCAUGUCCGAGACCGCGGCCCCCACAGGUAAUAAUAAUACGGGUACGGGCACCACCACCACCACCAACAACACGGCAGCACCAUUGGCUUCCGAUGCCACCGGCGGGUCCGAGAGGACAAGCAAUGUCCAGGCCGGAGAAAAAACCUCCUCCUCCCGCGAGACGGCGAUCGGCCUCCUCGACCGCGCCCUCGACCUCUGCGCCACGAUCCCGGGCCCCGACGGAGCCGCGUACCGCGCCGAGGUGGAGGAGACGAUGCGGCUCUUUGCCGAGCCGCACUACGAAGCAGUCACGCCGGCCGAGAUCGCGGCCAUCAAGGCGGCCAUGGUCAGCGGCGCGGGCGGGCUGGCGACACACUCGGGGCAUUGGUACACUUGUCGCAACGGACAUCCCUUUGCGAUCGGGGAGUGUGGAAUGCCGAUGGAAAGGGCGAGGUGUCCGGAGUGCGGGGAGGUGAUUGGAGGGACGAAUCAUACGCCUGUCGAAGGGGUGGAGAGGGACACGCGGAUGGAGUUGGCUUGA